GGAGGGGAGGAUCGAUUGAUAGGGGUCGGAGCGGCUGCCCAGGCCGGUGCUCCCUGCCGUUUCUUUCCCUUUCCCUCUCUCUCUCUACUUCUCUCUGCCUCUGCUUGCUCUGCUCUGUAUCUGUGACCAUCUCGCUUCGUCAUCUCGUCGUCGUUUGUGUUCUUGGAUUGGGUUGGGUUGGGUUGGUGAGGUGGGGAGAUGGUUUGGUGAGGAGUUGUGUGUUGCUGCAGCUGCAGCUGCUCUGCUGGUGUGGGGGUGGAAUUGUGUUGGGUUUCUUUGGUUGAGGAGAGAGGAGGGCGAAUCUGUGGGAUGAGGAUGCGGUGGUGGGCGGCGCCGCUCGCCGCCGUGCUCGCCGUGAUCCUGCUGCCGUCGUCCACCGCCACGCUCUCUCCCGCCGGCAUCAACUACGAAGUGGUGGCGCUGAUGGCCAUCAAGACGGAGCUGCAAGACCCCUACAACGUGCUUGACAACUGGGACAUCAACUCCGUCGAUCCCUGCAGCUGGAGGAUGGUCACCUGCUCCGCCGACGGCUACGUCUCCGCGCUAGGUCUGCCCAGCCAAAGCUUGUCAGGCAAAUUAUCCCCCGGAAUUGGGAACCUCACCAGGCUGCAAUCUGUGCUAUUACAGAACAAUGCAAUAUCUGGCACUAUUCCUGCCAGCAUAGGCAGGUUGGGGAUGCUGCAGACGCUUGACAUGUCAGACAAUCAGAUUACUGGGAGUAUCCCGAGUUCAAUUGGCGAUCUCAAGAACCUCAACUAUCUGAAGUUGAACAACAACAGCUUAUCUGGAGUUCUACCUGAUUCAUUAGCCGCCAUCAAUGGCCUUGCUCUAGUAGAUCUUUCAUUCAAUAAUUUGAGCGGUCCAUUGCCAAAGAUUUCUUCAAGAACUUUCAACAUUGUGGGAAAUCCAAUGAUCUGUGGUGUCAAGUCUGGAGAUAAUUGCUCUUCUGUAUCGAUGGAUCCACUUUCAUACCCUCCAGAUGAUCUUAAGACUCAGCCACAACAAGGCAUCGCAAGAAGCCACCGUAUAGCUAUUAUCUGUGGAGUCACUGUUGGUUCGGUAGCAUUUGCAACUAUCAUAGUCAGUAUGCUUCUUUGGUGGCGGCAUAGGCGCAAUCAGCAGAUCUUUUUUGAUGUAAAUGAUCAAUAUGACCCAGAAGUAUGUUUGGGUCAUCUUAAGCGUUAUGCCUUUAAGGAGCUUCGAGCAGCUACCAAUAAUUUCAACUCAAAGAAUAUUUUAGGUGAAGGCGGGUAUGGAAUAGUAUACAAAGGUUUUCUACGUGAUGGUGCAAUUGUUGCUGUCAAAAGAUUGAAGGACUAUAAUGCUGUUGGUGGGGAGGUUCAGUUCCAAACUGAAGUUGAAGUCAUAAGCUUGGCUGUUCAUCGGAAUCUCCUUAGACUCAUUGGAUUCUGCACCACAGAGAACGAAAGAUUACUUGUUUAUCCUUAUAUGCCAAAUGGAAGUGUUGCUUCUCAGUUGCGGGAACUUGUAAAUGGCAAGCCAGCUCUAGAUUGGUCAAGGAGAAAGAGGAUAGCACUAGGCACAGCACGAGGGUUGCUUUAUUUGCAUGAACAGUGUGAUCCAAAAAUAAUUCACCGUGAUGUAAAAGCCUCCAAUGUGCUUCUUGAUGAAUACUUCGAAGCAAUUGUGGGAGAUUUCGGAUUGGCGAAACUUUUGGAUCAUAGGGAGUCUCAUGUUACCACUGCAGUACGUGGGACAGUAGGGCACAUAGCUCCAGAGUAUUUGUCAACUGGGCAGUCAUCGGAGAAGACGGAUGUUUUUGGGUUUGGAGUUUUGUUGGUUGAGUUGAUCACUGGUCAGAAGGCAUUGGACUUUGGAAGGCUAGCGAAUCAGAAAGGAGGAGUGCUUGAUUGGGUAAAGAAGCUUCAUCAGGAAAAGCAGCUGAGCAUGAUGGUGGAUAAAGACCUGGGUAGCAACUAUGACAGGGUCGAGCUCGAGGAAAUGGUUCAGGUGGCCUUGCUGUGCACACAAUACUACCCAUCUCAUCGUCCCAGAAUGUCGGAGGUGAUCAGAAUGCUGGAAGGGGACGGUCUCGCGGAGAAAUGGGAGGCAUCACAGAACGUCGACACACCGAAAUCCGUUUCGUCAGAGCUUCUACCCCCAAAAUUCAUGGAUUUUGCGGCAGACGAAUCCUCCCUUGGCUUGGAAGCCAUGGAGCUCUCUGGACCGAGGUGAUCGGUGUCGAUAUUCGUUCUUUGCGACAAAUGUGUUUGAUUUGAUUAGAGCUCUUGAGCCGCCCAACUAAGGGGGAUGAGAAUUUUCCAAAUUGAGUAGAGCCAUAUUGUUGUCUAUAGCCGAGGUGGUAUUCAUUUGUACAUACAGUAAGCAUUAUGUGAGGUGAGCCCAUCCUUGUUGCACAUCUAUAGGUGGCAAAGAGAGAUGAGAUUGAUGAGCAAAUAUAGAAAAAAAAAGAAGUUUUCUAUUGGAGAGUCUCUGCUCCAUUUUUCAUGCAUAA
Molecule: messenger RNA, 2476 nt
Organism: Oryza sativa Japonica Group (Japanese rice)
Lineage: Eukaryota; Viridiplantae; Streptophyta; Magnoliopsida; Poales; Poaceae
Product: protein NSP-INTERACTING KINASE 3
Biological process (GO): protein phosphorylation
Molecular function (GO): protein binding; ATP binding; protein kinase activity
Source: RefSeq, a predicted model, not a curated record